CGACGACGCCCCCCGGGGGCGGGGGUUGGGGGGGGGAGGAUUCGAAAUAACGAUCCCAGUCCCAGUCAUCAUCACAACAAUCAUAAUUGCGAUCAUAACAAUAAAAAAGGGGCAAGUCACCGCCGACGCGGCCCAGCCCCGCACCGCUUACGUCCAUCACCGUCGCUUCUUUAUUUCCAGUAAGCAGCGAGACGCCCCCCCCCUCCCCCCGGCCAUGGGCUCCGGCGUGGAAGUCCUGCGCUUCCAGCUCCCGGGCCACGAGGCGGCCACGCUCCGGAACAUGAACCAGCUGCGGGCGGAGGAGCGGUUCUGCGACGUGACCAUCGUGGCGGACAGCCUGAAGUUCCGGGGCCACAAGGUGAUCCUGGCGGCCUGCUCGCCCUUCCUGCGGGACCAGUUCCUGCUGAACCCCAGCUCGGAGCUGCAGGUGUCGCUCAUGCACAGCGCCCGCAUCGUGGCCGACCUCCUGCUGUCCUGCUACACGGGGGCCCUGGAGUUCGCCGUCCGCGACAUCGUCAACUACCUGACGGCCGCCUCCUACCUCCAGAUGGAGCACGUGGUGGAGAAGUGCCGCAACGCCCUGAGCCAGUUCAUCGAGCCCAAGAUCGGGCUCAAGGAGGAGGCCGAGGGGCCCCCCCCGGCCGCCGCCGCCGCCUCGUUCCUCCUCCCCGCCUCCCGGAUCCCCAAGGCCGCCCCGCGCCUCCCGCCCCCGCCCCCCCCGCUCCUCCGCCCCGUCAAGCUGGAGUUCCCGCUGGACGAGGACCUGGAGCUGAAGGCCGAGGAGGAGGACGAGGAGGAGGACGAGGACGUGGCGGACAUCUGCAUCGUCAAGGUGGAGUCGGCCCUGGAGGCGGCCCACCGGCUCAAGCCCCCCGGGGGAGCGGGGGCCGGGGCGGGGGGCGGCGCCGCCGGGGGCGGGGGGCUACUGGAGGCCCUGGGGGGCGGGAUGCCCGCGGGGGAGCUGCUGCCGCCGCCCCAGGGGGUGGUCAAGGCCUGUUACAGCCUGGCCGAGGACGGGGAGGGGGAGGGGCUGCUGCUGCUGCCCCGCGGGCUGGGGGCCCUGAGCGCGGCCGGGCUCGGGGAGGAGAUGGUGGCGGCCGCCAUGGUGGCCGGGGGCGGGGCCGGCGGGCGGGGCGGGGGCCCGCCGCCGGGGGCUUCCGGGGGGAACCCCCUGAAGAACCUCAAGUGCACCAAGUGCCCGGAGGUGUUCCAGGGGGUGGAGAAACUGGUGUUUCACAUGCGCGCCCAGCACUUCGUCUUCAUGUGCCCGCGCUGCGGCAAGCAGUUCAACCACAGCAGCAACCUCAACCGCCACAUGAACGUCCACCGCGGGGUCAAGUCCCACUCGUGCGCCGUGUGCGGCAAGUGCUUCACGCAGAAGUCCACGCUGCACGACCACCUCAACCUGCACUCGGGCGCCCGCCCCUACCGCUGCUCCUACUGCGACGUGCGCUUCGCCCACAAGCCCGCCAUCCGCCGCCACCUCAAGGAGCAGCACGGCAAGACCACGGCCGAGAACGUGCUGGACGCCAGCGUGGCCGAGAUCAACGUGCUCAUCCGCUAGCGGCCGGCACGGCGGAGGUCCCUCCCCCGCUUCCGGCGACCGAGAGUCCCGCGGGGGGUCGGCGGGAGGGGGGGCGGUCCCCGGCUCUCCGACCGGGUGGGUCGUGGCGGGCCGGGGGGCGGUCUGGAAGGAGACGGGCCGGGAGGGCGGAGAAAACGGUCAUUUCUGGAGAGGAGGGAGAUGGUUCUGACGGGGGCUUGAAGGGUGGGGGGCUUUCCAGACCCCACUUGGGGACAGUUGGAGGGAGGGGACGGUCGCUUUUAGGUGGGGGUAGUAGAAGGGAGGUGGGAGGGUGGG
Messenger RNA from Ornithorhynchus anatinus (platypus), 1861 nucleotides. It is a transcript of the gene ZBTB12, whose product is annotated as zinc finger and BTB domain containing 12. The transcript has 4 exons. Gene Ontology annotation, biological process: regulation of transcription by RNA polymerase II. Gene Ontology annotation, molecular function: RNA polymerase II cis-regulatory region sequence-specific DNA binding; DNA-binding transcription factor activity, RNA polymerase II-specific; protein binding. The record is from RefSeq and is a predicted model, not a curated record. Lineage: Eukaryota; Metazoa; Chordata; Mammalia; Monotremata; Ornithorhynchidae. Bases 215 to 1564 code for a protein of 449 amino acids.